UAAUUUAUGGUAGUUCAAAGCCCCCUGCUGUCUUCGAGAGGCCAAUUUAACUAAUUGUAAAUGUGGCGAGAAGAAGAAGAUGAAUUUUCGAUGGAAAUUUCGAUUUUGCCCAGCGAUAAACGAGCAUUUAUCCCAAGAAGUGAUACCUCAUAAGACAAGAGAUAACACGACAGAUCCAGAUUUUUCAAAAUGGCGGUCAAAGAGCCAUGUAUUAUACUGUAAACGGAUUUGCGCUCUGCCCCCAGCCACGCUUGUAUAUUUUAAUACUAUGAAACAGUUUCUUUUCCAUUUCAGAAUGUUUUUUUUUUUUUACUGCUCGGUCAACGACUUUUUCAGCGAGCUCUGGUGGCAGUUUUUAAGAUGUGCUGUCUUUGUCCAAAACUCUCACGGGUUUCCAAAUUAUAUUUGUCUGCGUUCAUCACAGAAAGAAGUUCAUUGGAAUUCUGUACACGUCGCUUCACAGCAGUACUCAUAAGUUCCAGAAAUACUCGUUUUUUAUCUAGCCGUUUUCAAAAAGAAACUUUUGGCGGCUUUUCGAUACAGAGUGUAAAUAGGCAUCAAAUCGUGCCGUGGGAUCUGUGUAGAGCUAGAAAACUAAUUUGUUCGCAAUCAGCUGAGACCCAGUUGGAAACAUUGAAAUGUGUUCAUUUUUUGGACAAAAAUAACCCACGGCGAAUCGCCACCUUAUCUGCAUAACUCCUGUCUCCCACAGUUUUCAAUUUUCUUCUUGAAUUCCAAACAAACAGCUCUGUUGGUCGUAUGUUAUUACAAACUAUGUUCCGUGCCACGGCUUAAAUUGCGUCGGAUAAUUCUUUUCUGUGGCAACAGCGGGGAAGAAAGGCAAUUCAAGGAUUGAAAACUCCACGGAACAAUCACUGAAUGUUGUUUAACUUAUCUCACUAACUUCGAAUUGACGGACGAAAUAAUCAUAAAAAAACAGACUAAAUAGGACAGUAAACUCGAGAUUUCAUUCUUGAUAGAAUUCUUAAUUUCUAUUUAAAUAGUUGAAGCGCAGGGUGUCGUCUGCGAACCCAGGGCAAAACAGCCUUUUUGAGCUGAAGAGAGAUUCAGGAAAUUUUUACCACAAAUGGUUAAAGUUAGGCAGUUCUAGUUAAAAUUUAAUAGACAAUUUCCACAACAGUAGGGCUCCUGGCAUAUAGUGUACUUCAUUUGAUUCCAGAAACAUAAAAUAACAGGAAAUUGCUUCGCUGCAAAGCCCAGUACGACGUUCUCAAAGCUGGCUACUGAUAAUCGAAGUUCCGAAAAUGAUUGUUCUUCACCCAGAACGUUCUCUCGCUGUGUUCCCACAGAUUCUUAACCAUUGUGAUUCAAUUUCGCACGCUGAGCGCUUGCUAGGCAAAAUAUGCGUUCUUGAGGCGCUCGUAAAACCUUAAAUGAUACCACCGGAAAAAGAGUUUUGUGUCUUCGCGACGUGAAGAAACACCAAUAUUCAUUAUAUGUGGGCGGUACAUCGAAUCAAUGGGAGAAAGACUUGGCGGGCUCGCAGCAUUAACUCAGCACGUUCUUCGCAUUUUCCAUCGCCUCUGUUCUUCUGAAUAACUUAUUUAUGCCGCGUUCUCACAGCAAAACCCGCGUUCUGAAUAUGUGUUCCUGGCCAGUGAAACGAAAAAAUGGUUAUUUCGCGGCGUAUUGUGGCAAUAUAAUUCUGUUCUUUUGGUCUGCGAUAAAGCCUUUGUGUUAUCUUUGUCUAGAUCCCUCCCAAAUGACAUUUCUAAUUUUUCGAAGUGUUGAACUACAAAAGUAUAAUUACACAAAAUCAACAAACUUGUGCAAUUAAAAGAUCGCUUGACUUGGCAAAGCUGGCCGCCACAGGGAAAGGAUUUAGUCAUGGAAGCUUACACAUGCUGUCACUAGGAGAAGAAAUCGAAAUUGCUUUCGCUACGGACUCUUCCACCGGGAGCUCUAUGUGGCAACGAAGCUGCAGAGUACUUUUGUUGUUUGAGGUUAGAAAUAACAGUCGGGUUCCCCGGUGGUUGUGUCAACACUCCGUCCCCCUUUGUAAUUUUUAACGCUUCUCCGCCAAUCACCGAGCGAGAAUACAAAAGGAGAAAAUGAUGAAUGACAAGUCGCUCAAUUAUGUACGAGUUCAGUGCUGGAUACUGGCCUGUGAUUGGUCCUUUUGAAAAGGGUACUUUGAAUAGCCGCGGGCGAUAAUACUGCUCGGUGCGAACCAAUGAAAACAAAGAAAAGAACAGAUAGUUAAUUAGAAUGACAGCUGCUUCGGUGGUUCUACUGUGACGGGAAACCGCACUAGGGGGCUACUGUGAAACUGACAGCCCCCUAUAAGAGCCGGGCUUUUUCCCCAAACCUUUUACUUGAAUGUGGCUUCGCUUAAACGAAUGCUUGCUGAACGAUUCGCGCUGUAACUGCGUUGCUGUGCUUAAAAAGUUCUCAAUCGCCGAUAAGGUCAAUCGGGGCGGGAGAACAGAAGUCCUGGCCGACUUGUUAAUCAGUAUCUUUGUGUUCAAGCUGUCAACUUUCUGAUUGAUAACUGAAUUGACUCAUUUGGUUUUCAUUCCCAUCGAGCAAAUUGGCCUGCUACGGAUAGAGCGCAGUUGAGUCGCGCGACAAACACAGUAUAUCGGCACGGUUUACAAGGUCUGGAUGCAGUUAUGUGCGACAGCUCAGACGGUCGUGUAACAAGGACAUGAGUUUUCGAUUUAAACUGGGACUGACUGCCGUUUUCCAAGUGCUGCUGUCGAGUUGUUUAUUUCCGCAACAGCUUGUCGUGUCAGCAGAGAGACAAACGUGUAUACAAGUAUUGAACGAUCGAUGCAUAGCGCCGUACGAGAGCGCCGUGGAUGCAGCGGAACCCGCAACGAACCGAGCAAUUUGUACCGCGUUGGCUAUAUUUUUACGUUGUGUUCAGGACGUAAAAAACGCGGUGAAAAGCUGUAACUCAGACAUACAUUUUCACACUAUAUCUACACUGAUACCACGGCAAAUGAAGGACCAUAACUGUGGGAAUGUUUCACUGCCUACGAACGGAACAGCUCUACCAACUACAAAAACUCCUGCGACACCAGCUCAAAAGCAGCCUGCUUGUUUGAACUUUACAUUCGCGCAAACCAAACUAUCCAAAGAACAAAUUAGGAGAAACCCACACGAUUUUCGAUUGUGUGCUUUAUUUGGGGACCCACAUUUAAAAACAUUCACAGAAGAGCGUCAAACAUGUGUCGUAGAAGGCGCCUGGCCUUUAAUCGACAGUGAGUAUUUCUCUGUGCAGGUUACGAACGUGCAGCUCGUUACAGGAUCGAGCGCAACUGCUACAAACACGAUCACCGUUCUGAUAAAAGCUCAAGGAAAAGGUUGUGUGAAUCAGAAAAUAUACCGAGCAAAAGCGGGUUUGCUACCCGCUGAGUUUCAUGAUGGAACUCGACAAACAGGGCCAUCAGAUUGCGCAGCGAAAAUCCAUCGCCGUCAAAAGGGAGCACAAGUUCACAUCGAGAUUAGAAUCUGUUACAUUAGCACGACGAUAAUCAUCCGACAGGUCGGUGAAUUUCUGACGUUUCAUGUAAAAAUCCCCGAACAGCUUCUGUUCAAAGCUCCGAUAACUGGACUUUGUGUAACGGGAUGCCCGUACCGCCAGCGAAUCGACUAUAGAGAGCUGUUAUCUUAUACGGACGAACAACUAGGGCGAAUGCGUCCCAGAAGAAGUAAAAUGUCUCGCAAAGAAGCCCAUGCUAAGUGUACAAAGACGAAAAUCACGGGCUUCUACCUUGACUCAUGUUUAUUCGAUCUCCUAACAACGGGGGACGAAAAUUUCAGCGCUGCGGCGUGGCAUGCUUUAGACGAUUCAUUUCUGCUAGAUGAAAUGGGAACCUUACGGGACCUUCUGUCCUACAACACUACUGAACCUCGGUUAGAAACCACUCCAGCCAUCCGACCCACGCGACAAGCUCAUAAUGGGAGCCAACAUAACGCAUCUCACUCAUACUUCGUUUUCUGGGUGCUGUUGAUGUCUAUGUACAUUUCAGUGAGAUGACAGGAAUCCAAUCAAACUACGCGCUGAAAAUAAUUUAUGUGCUAUGUCUCCGCCGAAUCUUAUCUGUUGCCUGUCAAGAAAUUCCCAGAUUAUUUUCAAUCUUUCAAAAUCUUCUUGUAGUAUAUUAAACAGCGCGUUUAGUGAAGGACGAUGCAAAGAUGGCCAAGAUGAACCGAUUUUUUUGCAUACGAUCUGUGACAAAUUCGUGUAAAUACACCUCAUCGAUAGAAACGUUGUUUAUGAAUCAGAGAUGUACAGACAGUUUGUAUAAAAAAAAUAAGAAGUCACUUGAAUAUUAGAGGCAUACAUUUUAUAUAUUUCUACUGAAUAUUUUCUUCGGGCACGGAUCAGAGAGCAGUGCGUAAAAAUUUAUUUGUUUUUUUUACAUUCUCGAUUAAUUUAUGAACCCACAUAACAAGCAUUUUGACAAUGCACACACACACACACGCUUCGAAAUAAAUCUGAUCGACAAUGAA
This is a messenger RNA of Orbicella faveolata, 4482 nucleotides long. RefSeq names its product repulsive guidance molecule B-like. Gene Ontology annotation, biological process: BMP signaling pathway. Gene Ontology annotation, molecular function: coreceptor activity. The record is from RefSeq and is a predicted model, not a curated record. NCBI's taxonomy places the organism in Eukaryota, Metazoa, Cnidaria, Anthozoa, Scleractinia, Merulinidae. Gene Ontology annotation, cellular component: plasma membrane.